CCUUUCCCCCCAACUCAGCGGCUAACGCUGAAAGAGGUUUUUGAGGAUGGGAAGCCCCGGUUAGAGAUCUUAAAAAACCAUUUGGUGAAAGAAGGGCGCCUGGAAGAGGACGCAGCACUGAAGAUAAUCAACGAUGGAGCUGCCAUCUUGAAACAUGAGAAGACAAUGAUUGAAGUCGAAGCUCCAAUCACAGUGUGUGGUGACAUUCAUGGACAGUUCUUUGACCUGAUGAAAUUGUUUGAAGUUGGUGGAUCACCCAAUAACACACGCUACCUCUUCCUGGGAGACUACGUGGACAGAGGCUACUUCAGUAUAGAGUGUGUGCUAUAUUUAUGGAGUUUAAAGAUAAACUUCCCCAAAACACUUUUCCUGCUCCGAGGGAACCAUGAGUGCAGGCAUCUCACAGAAUAUUUCACCUUCAAACAAGAGUGUCGAAUCAAGUACUCAGAGCAGGUCUAUGAUGCGUGCAUGGAUACGUUCGACUGUCUUCCUCUUGCGGCCCUCUUGAAUCAACAAUUUCUGUGCGUGCACGGAGGGCUGUCUCCUGAAAUCACGUGUCUAGAUGACAUUAGGAGAUUAGAUAGGUUUAAGGAGCCUCCAGCCUUUGGUCCAAUGUGUGACCUACUGUGGUCCGAUCCAUCGGAAGAUUACGGCAAUGAGAAGACCUUGGAGCACUUUACUCACAACACUGUUCGAGGUUGCUCCUAUUUCUACAGUUACCCUGCAAUUUGUGAAUUUUUGCAAAACAACAAUUUGUUAUCCGUGAUUCGAGCGCACGAAGCCCAGGAUGCAGGGUACCGAAUGUACAGAAAGAGCCAAACCACAGGUUUUCCAUCGCUCAUCACCAUCUUUUCGGCACCAAAUUACCUAGACGUCUAUAACAACAAGGCUGCUGUUUUAAAAUAUGAAAAUAACGUCAUGAAUAUCAGACAGUUCAACUGCUCCCCGCACCCGUACUGGCUUCCAAAUUUCAUGGAUGUUUUCACAUGGUCUCUGCCUUUUGUGGGAGAAAAGGUUACAGAGAUGCUGGUUAACAUCCUCAACAUCUGCUCCGAUGAUGAGCUGAUUUCAGACGGAGAUGAAAUAUUGGACGGAGGCACAAAUGCCCGUAAAGAGAUCAUCAGGAAUAAGAUCAGGGCCAUUGGGAAGAUGGCACGAGUCUUUUCCGUUCUUCGAGAGGAGAGUGAGAGCGUGCUGACGCUCAAAGGCCUGACCCCCACAGGCACCCUGCCCAUGGGGGUCCUCUCAGGGGGGAAGCAGACUCUACAGACAGCCACAGUAGAAGCAGUAGAGGCACGGGAAG
Messenger RNA from Protobothrops mucrosquamatus (brown spotted pit viper), 1303 nucleotides. RefSeq names its product protein phosphatase 3 catalytic subunit gamma (gene PPP3CC). The record is from RefSeq and is a predicted model, not a curated record. Gene Ontology annotation, molecular function: calmodulin binding; calmodulin-dependent protein phosphatase activity. Gene Ontology annotation, biological process: calcineurin-mediated signaling. NCBI's taxonomy places the organism in Eukaryota, Metazoa, Chordata, Lepidosauria, Squamata, Viperidae. Gene Ontology annotation, cellular component: cytoplasm; calcineurin complex.